This is a messenger RNA of Aspergillus glaucus CBS 516.65, 1612 nucleotides long. RefSeq lists its product as uncharacterized. The transcript has a single exon. Bases 356 to 1576 code for a protein of 406 amino acids. Gene Ontology annotation, molecular function: DNA binding. Gene Ontology annotation, cellular component: nucleus. The record is from RefSeq and is a predicted model, not a curated record. Lineage: Eukaryota; Fungi; Ascomycota; Eurotiomycetes; Eurotiales; Aspergillaceae.
UUAUAACGGAGAUUAGCUAAUAUGCCACCACGGAAGUCCAUCCCUGCCUCCCAAAAAGCCUCCCCUGCGAGCCCGAAAGCGCCUCUAUCCAAAUACAAGCCAAAAAGACCUUUGCAACUGGUUCCAAGCUGAAUACAAUCAUACCCUCUCAUCUGGUCUCAUCUCCGAUAUCCUCUCCAGCAAAUAUAACCACCUUGAUGAUGAUCUAACACCCCACCGAAAUUUAAAGCGCCAACACCGUGAGAACUGGCCAGAGUUGGAGAAUGCCUUAUACGAUUGGAUAGUACAUGUGGAGGGACAAAUAUCUAUAUCUGCAGAGAUUGUACGGUGCAAGGCAGAGCAAUUCUGGGACACAAUGUAUCCUAGCAUGGAGAAGCCUACAUUCAGUAAUGGCUGGCUUCAUCGGUUCCAAGCCCGGAGGACUGUCAAAUGGCAUGAGCAGCAUGGAGAAGCCGGAGGUGUCCCAAAGCAGGCAGAGCAGGAGAUGGUUACUAUUAGACAGGCUCUGAGUGCUUAUAGCCUUAGGGACCAGUUUAAUUGUGAUGAAACAGCACUUUUUUGGAAGCAGACCCCAUCCCGAAGCCUCUCAACUCGACAGCUUCCUGGCUGGAAAAAGGAAAAAGCAAGAAUCUCUGCUCUAUUCUGCUGCAAUGCAGAUGGCUCUGAGAAACUAGAUCCUUGGUUUAUUGGAACUGCAAAGAAUCCACAUGCUUUUAGAGCUGCUGGCAUCAAUAUUCGGAAUUUCAAUCUAGUCUGGCGGAGCAAUCAAAAGGCCUGGAUGACUACCCAAAUCUUUGUUGAGUUUCUUCAUUGGUUUGAUAGGAAAAUGACCGGACGAAAGGUUGCUCUUCUUAUGGAUAACUUCUCUGCUCAUCAGGCGGCAGCAGCUAUCCUAACAGGUGAAAAUCCACUUCAAAAUACUCUAAUUAUCUGGCUUCCUGCAAAUUCAACAAGCCGAUAUCUGCCUCUUGAUCAAGGAAUCAUCAAUUGUUGGAAAGCACCCUGGAAGCGGUACUGGAUCAAAUAUAUCCUAUAUGAAUUCGAAGCCAAUCGGAACCCCGUUGAUACAAUGAAUGUUUUAAAAGCCAUCCGAUGGGGCUUACGAAGCUGGGAGAAUGAUGUCUCUGGGCACACUAUCCAAGACUGCUUUCAAAAGGCUCUUGAUGGUCAAAUACAUUAUCAAGAGCCCGUGGAUCCUGCAGUGAUGAAUGAUAUCCAAGCUUCCUUUUCUCAGCUUCAGAUUUCUACGCCAAUCCAAGAUCUGAUGGAUAUACAUGCUUUCUUGAAUCCCAAAGAGGAGUCUGUCCAGAACAGUCUGGAUGAUGUCGACAACCAGAUUCUGGCUCAAUUUAUGCCUGAGAUUGAGGAGGAUUCUGAUGAAGAGAUUGAGAUUUUACCAAAAGUAUCUGCAGAGGAAGCAUUCGCAGCCAUUCAAAAGCUCCGUUUGUAUGAAGAACAGCAGAUGGAAGGGAACCCUGCCUUUAUUCGUGAGAUGGAGAGACAUGAGCGUGUUAUAUGGCGCCGGAAGUUGGAUUUGCAGAACCAGCGUGAUAUUAGAAGCUAUUUUUCAUGUUAGUAGGCAUUUUAUGAUAUAUAUACCGCCAUAGAGGCU